CUGUUUUCGGAUGUGAACCAACGGCUUGAGUUAAAGUUUCGGGAACAAAAACGACGCCAAACGCCAAAUGACUAAACUAUUAAAGUGGCACUGAGGCACCCCCUAGCCAUAAUUAUUGGCUUAAGAUGAUCAAGUUGCAGCCAUUGCCGGUAAUAGGAACUGGCUCAUACCACAACUUUCGAUGCGGUGAGGUUCUGUGCAAUAGCCCCACCAGCUACGACAUUUGCUGCUCCUUAUGCGGGCAGCGGCAGCCAUUUGACGAUUUCCCGCAACACUUCCGACUGCAUCAUCUCGGACCGGCGGCGGGGGCGGCGACGGAAGACUGCAAGCUAUUCGAGGCAGCCAUAAAGAUUGAAGAUGAUCCCAUUGGCCACGAGAGCUGUGAGCUUGAUGAGCAUGAGAAUGUGGAUCUGGAGCACAUAUCGGCAAUCGAUGAGGCUCAGGCCGCGGAUGCAGAUUCCCCACCACGCCGACAGCGAGAGACUGCCAUGAAAAACACUCUGGUGGAGACAGAGGAGGCACUUCUGGAAUUGGACCCGAACCCCGAGUGGCCGGACGAGGCCAGCGAGCCAAUAGAGAAUGCCGAAGAAGACGAAGAACCACCCCACCUCAAGGACGACACCAAGGACAUGCUGUUCCAGUGCGAUCAAUGCGAUCGGGCGUACAACAGCAAGCGGAGCCUGCAGAGCCACAGACGGGUCAAGCACAACGACAAGGACGGGGCCGUGCGGAAGCGAAACCGGGGACCGGCAAAGCUCUACAUAUGCCCCGAGCCAGAGUGCAGCCAGACAUUUCGCACCGAGCGCGAUCUGCACGGCCACAGAUGGAAGCACACGGGCAUUUUCUGCGACAUCUGCGGCAAACCGUUCACCCAAUCGGGCAACAUGAUGCGCCACCGUCAGCGGCACAGCGGCAUCAAGCCACACAAGUGUAAGGAGUGCGAGGCCACCUUCUACACCCAGAAGGAGCUUACCUCUCACAACAUUUGCCAUACGGGCCGGAUGCCGUGCAUCUGUGAGGUGUGCGGGAGGCCCUGCCGCGAUCGAGGAGUCCUCACCGCCCACAUGCGACGGCACACUGGCGAGCGGCCGGCCAAGUGUGACGUGUGCGGCAAGGCCUUCUACAGCUUUCACGACCUCAACGUCCAUGCCGUUUCGCACACCAACCACCGGCCCUUUGUCUGCGACGUCUGCGGCUCCACGUUCCAGCGCAAAAAGGCGCUGCGCGUCCACAAGCUGCUCCAUUCGGACCGUAAAUACCCCUGCAAGAUGUGCAACAAGACGUUUGCCCAAUCCGGCGGACUUAACGCUCAUAUGCGCACCCACGAAUUGCCCAAAGGCAAGGGAACUGCUGCCAGCAGCAGCACGAAGAGUGCCGCCGCAAGCCACAAAGUAGUUGGAGGGCAGCUGGAGACGGUGACCAUCGAGUUGAUUGAAGAGAGUGCGCCCGUCUCGACGACAACCAUCACAAUGGCCAUAGACUUGAAUGUGGAGGGGGCGGACAGUCACUCCAAGCAGCCUGAUACUGGUGCCAGUGCUGGCACUUGGCAGGUCUCAUAGACACGGCCAUGCAACUAAGUAGUUUUUUAAGAAAUUAUGUCAUUAAGUAGCUGUCAUGACCCAAGGGGAGUACCAGCCUCUCGCGGCCACUUCUGUCGCGAAGGAAGAAAGUGGCCGAUAGCCGGCACACACCGACUAUAUUAGCCAUAUGUACAUACGAGUAAAACCAUAAGCUCAAGUGCUGAAAUCGCACAAUUGGAAGUGAAGUUAUUAAAACGGCGAACGGAAAACUCAA
This is a messenger RNA of Drosophila guanche, 1794 nucleotides long. Its product is annotated as zinc finger protein 568. The coding region runs from base 126 to 1559 and encodes 477 amino acids. Gene Ontology annotation, biological process: regulation of transcription by RNA polymerase II. NCBI's taxonomy places the organism in Eukaryota, Metazoa, Arthropoda, Insecta, Diptera, Drosophilidae. The record is from RefSeq and is a predicted model, not a curated record. Gene Ontology annotation, molecular function: RNA polymerase II cis-regulatory region sequence-specific DNA binding; DNA-binding transcription factor activity. The transcript has a single exon.